Haemonchus placei is the source of this 1056-nucleotide messenger RNA. Lineage: Eukaryota; Metazoa; Nematoda; Chromadorea; Rhabditida; Trichostrongylidae. The record is from the annotation of a GenBank genome assembly.
AUGACACCAUUCUCGUCUUUUGCAUGGAUUUCUGCUUUCCUAUUGUUCUGCCUUUAUGAUCCUGUAUCCUCUGUCGGAUUUGCUGAGGAAUUAUAUUGUGGCUUGGAAAAUUGUUAUGAUGUGUUGGAGAUAAAUCGGGACGACUUUGAUAGAGCAAAGCUGUCUAAAAUCUACCGUUCCUUAGCGAAGAAGUUUCAUCCGGACAGAGUGAAAGAUAAGGCCGCGAAGGUUGAGGCUGAAGCUCGAUUUCGAGUGAUUGCGACUGCUUAUGAGACCUUGAAAGAUGAUCAAACUCGCGCGGAUUACGAUUACUACUUGGAUCAUCCAGAAGAAAGGCUAGUUUCAAAUUUUGUUGAUAGGACUUUUGUUUUUCUGUUCUACAACUACUACCAGUACUACCGACGGCGCAUGGUUCCCAAAGUAGACGUUCGACUUGUUAUUCUAGGGACAAUUUUGUCCAUAUCCCUAUUCCAGUACUUUAGCGCUAAACAAAAGUACUCCGAAGCCAUCGCCUAUGCCGUAACUGUAGGAAAGUUUCGUAAUAUGGCUAUCAAUGCAGGUGUAGAAAGAGGAAUCCUUGAAAUUGAUAAUAAAGGGAAGCUGAAAAAGAUCAAAGGUCAAAACAAUGAAGAUGUGAUACGAAGCAUCAUAGAGGAAAACAUGGACGUCAGGGGUGGCUACAAAAAAGAGUCUGUGUAUGAUACUCUAGCAUGGCACUGCAUAGUGUUUCCAUAUACGGCCUUCGUUUAUCUCUCCUGGUACGCGAAAUGGAUACUUAAAUACUGGAUAAAACGCGAAGAGUAUGAUGAGGAGGCGAAAUUGCAUCUGAUCAGGAAAUAUCUUGGCAUGAGUCAAAAUCAAUUCAAUUGCAUGACCGAUGAGGAACACGACGAUAUGUUGACACGCGAGCUUUGGAUACACGAUAAUUUUAAGAAGUGGAAGGCAGAGAGGGACGCCGAAGAACAAGAGAAGCUUCUUCAAAGUGGCAGGUAUAAAAGGUAUAAGCGCUUUAUGAAGAACAAUGUCGGCACCAUAUCAUUCCUCGAGGACGACUGA